Molecule: messenger RNA, 1080 nt
Organism: Eublepharis macularius
Lineage: Eukaryota; Metazoa; Chordata; Lepidosauria; Squamata; Eublepharidae
Gene: PIGF
Product: phosphatidylinositol glycan anchor biosynthesis class F
Exons: 7
Coding region: 182-841 (219 amino acids)
Biological process (GO): GPI anchor biosynthetic process
Cellular component (GO): endoplasmic reticulum membrane
Source: RefSeq, a predicted model, not a curated record
UGGCGUCUGUCUCCAGGUGACUCAUGACUGUGGCGGCGAAGCUCCUCCCCGUAGCUCGUGGAAGACGGACAGUUACGCGGGCUGCAUCCGAGCAUCCUGGUCCUAUGCGUACUUCCCAAGUCGGGAGCAAGUUCCCCUCAGUUAAAAGUUACUCGCAGGUGAAAGCUGAAGAAGGAGUACCAUGAGACAUACAGAAAUAAAGAGACUACUUUCUGUCAAUGUUGUCUGUAUAGCUUCAAUUAUUUUAACAACUCUUGUCCCCUCACUCUUUUUGGAGAACUUCUCAGUCUUGGGAACACACCUGAUAUGGUUAUGCAUCUGUUCAGCAAGUGUUGGCACUGGCAACGUAAUUUUGUAUCUUAUCUUUAAACCAAAUCCAUCUAUGAGAAGAAACUCUAUUGCCCACAAGGUGGCAAAAUUUAUAAGAUGCUGCGUGUACUUCUUUGUGUCUUGUAUCUUAUUUCAUGGAAUCAUUGUUCUUUAUGGAGCACCAUUAAUCGAAUCAAUACUUGAGACCUUCUUAUUUGCAGUUCUUCUUUCUACAUUCACAACUCUCCACUGCUUGUGUGUGCUGGGACCAAAUUUUCAAGCAUGGCUCCGAGUGUUCAGUAAAAAUGGAGCUAUGUCCAUCUGGGAUAACAAUCUGCAGAUCACAACAAUGUGCAGUGUGGUGGGAGCAUGGCUUGGAGCUUUUCCUAUUCCCCUGGAUUGGGAUCGACCAUGGCAGGUGUGGCCCAUUUCCUGUUCACUCGGCGCCACCUUUGGCUAUGUGGCUGGUCUCCUCAUUGCACCUUUGUGGAUAUACUGGAAUAGAAAGCAGCUUACAUACAAAAGCAGAUAAUAGACACAAAGAAGAGAAGGCUUUUUUGUUGUGCCGAUUCCAUAAAGACUGUGCAGAGACUUCCGUGUGGGUCAAAGCUAUCCAUACAUCUUCAAAGCGUCAUUGGGCCUUGCACCUCCUUUCACAGCAUGAUUUGCGUGCCACGGCAACACGAUGAUACAUCUGUCAUGUGUCUUAAAUUGUGUUACCCCUGAGAGACUGUACUUUCCUUCCAGUCCUAAUAAAUUAUUUGGAACAGA